AUGGAUACUACGUUUUCGGACGACGAGAAGCGGUUCGUCUUAGGUGAAAUAAUUAAAGUCAGCACCAUAGAUGUCUCUACCCUUGUCGACUUUAUCAAGGCUCAUCAGGUCGAGCCGAACUGGAUGUCGAUGCAACUCCCCGGCGGUCGUAAUAUGAACCAGUGCUUCGGUGCAGUUGAGAACAUGUUCCAGACUAAAUAUUCGCCACCGAACUUAACAAACUUCAAGCGCAAGUCCCUAAGCGAUCUGGUCGAACACCCCGCGAAGAGACAAGCGAUGAUGGCUCCUAUCGAGCCUUCUGUAGCUUCAUCGCGCACCAUUCAGCCGCGGCCCCCUCCAAAUGGCUACCCGCCCGCCGUACCGGUCAGCAUCAGUCCACCUAUAACCUCGACGGGCAAAAAGCGCGGCCGUCCUUCCAAGGCCGACAAGGAAGCUCAGGCUCGUGCAGUCUAUUCGCGGCUGACAGAGUACGCGCCGAUCACACCCGCCCCUCUGGCCCCAAUCGCAGUUCAGCCCCAACGCGAAUACGCAUCUUCUCCUGGAUAUGAGAUCUCAAGUAAUCCGAACGAUCAGAGGGCGAGGAAGCGAGGCUUCGGUGCAGUCGACAGCCCUCAGCAAGCAAAUCACCCCUUCCCAUUAACAUCACCAGCUUCGACCAAGGACACGCCCCGUGCUCUCCCGGAACCUAUCGACCAAGUAGAGAGAGCUAACUUGUCGCCUCGGGAUCGAGGGCCACUUGCGUUGGAUUCACGAUCACCACCGCUCCCUCCACCUAUGCAACAACAAGACUCGUCACAAGGACUACCUCCCCUACAACCUCGAACUCUGCCCCUGCCCCCGCCAUCUCCACGAACUUCACACACGUAUGAAUCGCAUCGAGGCAUUGAUCCCAUAUUCCCGGAUAGAGACAGGUCGAGAAAUAUCCCAGAACCACUAAAAGACGCCCAUCCCCCGGUAACCACGGUAUCAAAUCAGAGUUAA
This is a messenger RNA of Daldinia decipiens, 981 nucleotides long. RefSeq lists its product as uncharacterized. The record is from RefSeq and is a predicted model, not a curated record. The transcript has 3 exons. Bases 1 to 981 code for a protein of 326 amino acids. Lineage: Eukaryota; Fungi; Ascomycota; Sordariomycetes; Xylariales; Hypoxylaceae.